AUGCUUCGACGAACGGCAUCGUUCAAGCAAGGUGCUCGAGUGGGAGAUGCUGGUAGCUCCCAAAGCCGACGGAAGAAGCAAAAUGUAAUGGAAAUUGAUGGAGUCUUGUGGGCACUGGAUGAACACGGCAAUCCUCUGAAACGCUUGCGCAAGAAGGGCAAGGAUGGUGAUGGUGAUGCCAAUCAAAGUAGUGGCGCCAGUGUAAGCACCAAGCGAAUAAAGAAGAAUAUAAUCGAAAUAGACGGGCACCCUUGGCUUUGCGACGAUGCAGGGAAACCUAUUAAGAAGUUAAGGAAAAAGGCAAAGGAAGGUGAUCCUCCUCCUGAUGAACGAAGAAACCCACCUCUGCGAUCAAAAUCCGCACGGGGGAGAAAUGGUGGCUAUGAAAGUGAUGGAACGUCGUCACGGGGUAGUAACAGAAGCAAUCGACGGAGAGCACGGGACGAGAUGAGCAGUCGGGGUCGAUCGCAAUCAAGAGCUCGGCCGCAACAACAACAUCAUGGGUCAGACAGUGACGAACGCGGUAGUCUGGAAAAGAUGAUGAAUUCGGGAGAUAGCAGCAGCACCAAAAAAAAGAAGAAAGUAAUAGAAAUUGAUGGACAUUUAUGGGCUUGCGAUGAAAACGGAAAUCCUGUCAAGAAGGUACGGCGGAAAGGAGAGCCAAAGCCAACGCACAGUGGGCACUCAGACUCUGGCUCGCUCCAACGAGAGCGCGGCCGAAGUCGGGGUCCUGCUGCUGCUCGAGAUACCAACAAUGCCAGGUCCAAAUCACGACAACCGGGGAGCUCCUAUACAGAUGAAAAGGGAAGAAAACAUGUUUUUGAUGAGUUUGGCAAUGAAACUGUGUUUGGCCGCGAUGGCAAAAAGCUGAGAAAGAAGGGAGAGCCGAAAGUAGGCGGGCUAAUGGAUCAUAUCAUGACAUCGUCCGGCAUGGCAGGGCCACCCCCAGGCCAAAAGCCACCUCAUCGGACUGGUGAAGAGAAGAAGGACACUGGCCGUGAUCUUGAAUUCGGGAUCUUUGACAAUUUGUGGGACGACUUGGAAGGCAAUAAUAAAGGAUCGAGCAUCAACGACCUCCGCAAGAGCUUAAAUCUGUCACCAGCAAAGCCGACACUAAGGAGGAGCAGUACCGACGUCGAUCUUGGCGAUCCGGAUGAAGUGGAUAAGCGAAAUAAACUGUUGGUGGAAGAAUUGAGGAAAGCCAAAGAAGAAAUGCGAGAAUUGGAGGAACAAGCCAAAAAGGAAAAAGCAAAGAACUUGAAAGCCCAAACGGACAUGAUGACACUCAAGGCAGAGUUUACUGAAGCAAGUACAGAGCUCGAAAAUCUUCGGUAUAAAGUUUACGAUCUGACGUCUGAGAUUCAGAAAAAGGAAAGAGAUCUUGAAGCCGCAAAGGCGAGUGUAGCUGCCAACCCGACACCUGAGGGGGCAGAAGGCAUUGCGAUACUCGAAGCCGAAAAGGACAAUCUUGAAAGUAAGCUGGAAAUGGAAAGGGCGACAGCGCAACAGGAAAUCAAAAAAAAAGAAGAACAACUUGCCAACAUGAAUCGGGAAAUGGCUAUUCUACGAAACGAAGUAGAAAUGCUCAUUACCGGUAAGAAAGGAAAUGAGGUGGAUCCUAGUUUGAAACGGCUGAUGGAAGAAAAGCAAGAAGUAGAGAAGAAAUUUUCAGCAGAAAAGGAGCAGAAUGAAUCCAAAAUCAAGAGUCUGCAAGAAAUGAUCGAAGCCUUGGAAAUGGUGAACACCGAAUUGAACAAGCAGAUGUUAAUAAACCGAAAGGGCAAUCAGAAUUCUGGCCUUGGUGGCGGUGCGGCUACUGCCUCGAGAAACAAUAUUCAUAAUCGUGACAGGAGAGGCUCAAACUUUGAUCGCAAAGCUCCAGAACCGACCAAAUCAUUUGGUGAAGGUGGUGGCUUCACUCUGUCACCAGGAGCCCUGUUUGGCCGUGGUGGUAGAUUUGGGCGGGGAAACAAUGAUGGUCAAUAG
Messenger RNA from Cylindrotheca closterium, 1986 nucleotides. NCBI's taxonomy places the organism in Eukaryota, Bacillariophyta, Bacillariophyceae, Bacillariales, Bacillariaceae. The record is from the annotation of a GenBank genome assembly.